Messenger RNA from Drosophila virilis, 1118 nucleotides. It is a transcript of the gene Ho, whose product is annotated as Heme oxygenase. NCBI's taxonomy places the organism in Eukaryota, Metazoa, Arthropoda, Insecta, Diptera, Drosophilidae. Gene Ontology annotation, biological process: heme oxidation; heme catabolic process; response to oxidative stress. The record is from RefSeq and is a predicted model, not a curated record. Gene Ontology annotation, molecular function: heme oxygenase (decyclizing) activity; heme binding.
AUUAUAAUAAUUUCUAAAAAAAACUUUUAUAUGCAAAAGUUAAACGCGAAUUAACACUCACAAAAGAAAAAUGUCAACGGCCGAGGCAACACCCAUUCUGGAAGUCAAAGAGACUCCCGAAAGCAAUGAAAGCGCUGAGAGCAAAGAUGAGGAUUAUGUGGACAUGACAUUCACAAAAGAAGUGCGCCAGGCCACAAAAGAUGUGCAUAAGCUUACGGAUGUCCUGGUCAAUGCUAAAUUCGCCAUUGCGCUUACGGAUGAUGAAGUUUGGUACGAUGGACUUUUGGUAUUUUACGAAUUAUAUAAAUUUUUUGAGGCCAACUUGCCAGAGCGGCUGCUGCCCAAAGAACUGCAUCGCGCGGCUGCAUUUGAACGUGACUUUGCCUAUUUCUAUGGUGCCGACUGGGACAAAACAUAUGAGCCGCGUCCAGCUGUCAAAGUCUACUUGGCACACUUGGAGCAAGUGAAGGCCAAAAGCGAGGUGCUACUCUUCGCGUUUGCCUUCCAAAUGUACAUGGCCCUAAUGUCGGGCGGCCAGCUGUUGCAAAAGAAACGCAUGAUUGCACGCAAACUAUGGAUUUUUCCCAAAGACAGUGCCGAGCAGCAGCAAAAGCAAGCCGAAGCGGAUGCUGCGGAGGCAACAGCCAGGGCAGCUGCCACAGCCCAGGAUGAUGGCAUCACAGACAAUGACUUGCGUGCUCGACCCAUGCCGGAACAGGUGACAAUUGCACAAGUGGGCUGUGAGGCAACAUACUUUCCCAUACGCAUACCCACUCUGAAAGUCAAGCUCCGUCGCAUUUUCAAUGAGGUUUAUGGUCAACUGGAUGAAAAAACGCGUGCCGAGUAUAUCGAAGAGAGUCGCAAUGUAUUUCGCAUGAAUAUUGAACUGCUGCGCACUGUCAAGGGCGUGAAUCGUGCCAAUCUCAAAAAACUCGCUAUUGCUGUUGUCUUUGUAACCAGUAUUUAUGUUGCUUUCAAGUUGGCUAUCAAGUGAUAUGUUAGUUAUACAUUUACAACCUUUUUUUAUUUUUAUGAUAUAUAAACCUAGUUGUUAGACUCAGAUUAUAUAUAUACGCAUGUUCGAGCCAAAGUCAAUAAAUUAUAUGUUACUUCCUUUA